Molecule: messenger RNA, 5768 nt
Organism: Diabrotica virgifera virgifera (western corn rootworm)
Lineage: Eukaryota; Metazoa; Arthropoda; Insecta; Coleoptera; Chrysomelidae
Product: putative ferric-chelate reductase 1 homolog
Exons: 11
Coding region: 204-2576 (790 amino acids)
Molecular function (GO): oxidoreductase activity, acting on metal ions
Source: RefSeq, a predicted model, not a curated record
AGAGUAUCAGCGGUGGUACCUGUUCGCUUCGUAUUCGUAUUCGUAAGUACUACCAGAAACCUCGACGGUACUGCUAAGUCUACCGUAAAGUGAUCUCGCGUGAAUUCAGGUGCGCUUGUGCUAUUUUCAGUGUUUUUGUGUGUUAAUGGAUGUUCUCAGUUUCUGUUAUCGCUAGAACUAAGAGGAAAUAGUAGAAAUUCACAAUGAAACUGCCGUUCCUACUCUUCCUCAUCUGCUCAACGCAAGCACUGCCCGACGGAGCCCCGUCCUCAGCAUGUAACUCCCUCACACCCUUCCACGGGGGUGGACUGGCAGCUCAAAAAGGACCUCCACAGUACUCCAUCGUAUCUCGACUGCAGAACGACGUAGUUCAACUCACCGUGGGCUCCACACUAGGUCUCAAAUUCCAGGGAUUCUUAAUCCAAGGCCGAACGCCGAACGGAGAAAUAGUGGGGACAUUCCAAUUGCCAGGAGGUACACCAGCACAUACCCUCGACUGUAGGGAGGCUGCAGAUUCCGUUACGCACAACAAUCCGAGUCCGAAAGACCAUUUGGAUCUCAUUUGGGUGCCACCUGUAGGAUAUGAGGGACCUAUUGUUUUCAAUUCAACUAUAGCUCAAGACUACAGUACCUUCUGGGUGGGCAUCCAAUCCCAACCGGUCCAGAUCCGUAAAAGAUCCGUUCCUGCCGACUCAUUCUACAGCGGUUGUGGAGUUACCAAAUAUUGUUAUGGGGCCCCCAUCGAUUGCGUAAGCAGUCAAAACUGCAAGGUGGCUGUCGCAAUCACUUCCGUUGGAGACGCUUUCGACUUUGAGAUGAAAGCCAACGGGAACCCGGUCUGGAUGGGAGUGGGAUUGUCGGAUGAUGCGAAAAUGGGAGAUGACUCCGUUGUAGAAUGUGUCCAGGAAGAUGGACGGGUCAAUGCGUAUAUGUCUUGGACAGGACGGGCUCCUUUUAGAGCUACAAGAUUGGAAAAUCCCCAAUUGGGAAUUAAUCUUCUCAACGCAAGCGUUAACGGAGAAGAAUUUUAUUGUAAAGUUCGACGAGAUACCGUUACCACUGUCAAAGGAAACGUAUUUGACCUCAGAAAGAAUUCUUUCCACGUCUUAGUUGCCGCCGGAAGUGAACUUAAAACUGGAUCAGUCGGUUUCCACAACCUAGCUUACUACGCCAGCCCUGAUCCCCAAGUCCUUUCGCCCAACUCCCAAACCAUAUUCAAUAGCCGACCAACAAAAAUAGAAACCACCACUCCCCCAUACUUCUCUCCACCUGCAUCCAACGAACAGUCCUUCGAGUACGAUCCUUUCUACAAAGGAUGUGGCAAUGACAAGCUCUGCUUCGGCCAUCCCGGCAAUUGCAUCAAGUCUGGAAACUGCAUGGUUGCCACAGCUGUCAAGGUUACUGGAGAUAAAUAUGAUUUUGAAUUGAAGUCUAGAGUAACUGAAAAAGGAACUCCCAAAUGGGCAGGUGUAGGUUUAUCACUAGACGAUAAAAUGGGAGACGAUUCUGUCAUUGAAUGUGUCAACGACGGCAAUGGAGUGAAAGCUUACAUGUCGUUUACUGCUGCGAGGCCUUACAGCGCAAAAAGAUUGGACAAUCCCCAACUUGGAAUCGAACUUCUUAAUUCAAGUAUUGUUGAUGACACGAUUUAUUGCAAAGUAAGACGAAAUAUAGUUACCAAUGUAAGCGGAAUAACAUUUGACUUGGUGAAUGAAAAGUAUAAUUUGUUAGUUGCAACUGGAUCCGAAAUUACCCCUACAUCUGUAGGCUAUCAUGACCUUGGAUAUGCACCUAGCGCUGAAGCAAUGUCAUUAGCAGAUACGGGAGAAGUCAAAGCAGCUUCCAAGUUGUUAAUAAAACUACACGGAUCCUUUAUGUUGGUUGCAUGGAUAGGAACAGCUUCGCUGGGAAUUAUACUAGCCAGGUACUACAGACAGACAUGGGUUGGAUCUACCUUAAUGGGAAAAGAUAUGUGGUUUGCGAUGCAUCGAUUUUUCAUGGUUUUGACUUGGUUGUUUACAAUGGCAGCUUUUGUACUGAUAUUUGUCGAAUUGAAGGCUUGGUCUCCAAACAAUCCUCACGCUAUUUUAGGUACAGUUACUACGAUUUUAUGCUUCUUCCAACCAAUAGGAGCCUACUUCAGGCCGCAUCCUGGAACGUCAAAAAGACCAAUCUUUAACUGGGCUCAUUGGUUGGUGGGAAAUACGGCGCAUAUUAUAGCGAUUGUUACACUUUUCUUUGCUGUUGGACAGACAAAAGCAGAAUUGCCAGAACAAGUGGAAUACAUUCUUGUGGCAUACGUGGUGGUACACGUAGUGGCACAUUUAUUGUUAUCGCUUUUAUAUUGCGUAUCGGAAAAAUCAUCAGAUAGUAGAGUUUCUUCGUUCCCAAUGAAGGAUCUUGGAGCAGGAGGAAGAAAUUCCCUUUAUAAUGAAAGAAAUCUGGACGCAAGGUUUUCCACCGCAAGAAAGUGCAUAUUAGGUAUAUACAUUGUGAUACUAGUAGUGUUAGUCGUGGGCUUAGUCCUCAUCACAGUCUUGGCUCCCGUCCCAUGGCCAUUUUUAAAAAAGAACUGAACAAUAAAAUUCUUCAACAUGGAGUCAUAAAUUUUAACGAAAUGAAAUCGAAAAGAUUUGCUGAUGGUGCCAGUUUACUGUAGAUAAAUAUUUUUACAAGUAUUUAUAAACCAUAAAUAAAAUGUUACAACUAUUUUCGACUACUAAAUUUUCACAAAAUUUAUUAAAAAAUUGAUGAUUUUUAAUUAUUGUCAAAACAUGUUUACUUAUUUGAACCUUAUUAUUUGAGAAAUAAAUCGUUUAAGAACAAGUCCUUUGUCACCAAAACAGCUCCCAUCAAUUUAUUAACACAUUUUGUGAUAAUUUGGCAAAAAAUAAUUUUAUAAAGUAUCGAUGAAUUAAUGAUUUAUAACGAAUUAAAAAUUAAGAAAAGAUGUUCAAUAAGGGGAUAUUAUGUAUCAACAUUUAUUUCAAACUUCAUAAAUUUUAUGAUAUAUGUAAGAAUGACAAACACAGAUCACCCCAGACGUAUAACUAAAAGUGGCAGAGAGAUAGAACAAGUCCAUGAAUGUAUCUAGUUAGGCCAAAUUCGGAAACUUGACAAAGAGAACCAAAGUGCGGAAAUCACUAGAAAAAACAAGACUAGCCUGAGUAGAAUUUGGAGAACUUAGUUGGGUACUAGAGAACCCAGUUCCAAGAGUUGGGUAAUAGAGAACCAAGAACCGCAACAUAUCCCAAUACUUGCGGAGCCAAGUGUUCAACCAGUCCAUCCUUCCUAUACUGACAUAUGAAUGUCAAACCUGUACUCUCACCAAGGCAAAUAUGAAUAAUCUAGCCACAGUAGAAAGCGAAAUGGAAAGAGCAAUGUUAGAUAUACGCUUCUCAGGUAAAAAGUGAAAGGACUGGAUAAGAUCAAAAACAAAAGUCAAGGAUAUAACAAAAAAAUAAUACCAAACUCAAAUGGAGCUUCGCAGGCUACACUGCGAAACAAAAAGACCAACGUUGGAAAGCCACAAUACAAGUUUGGAGAACUUACGAAAAUAAAAAACCAAGAGGAAGACCACAUGAGGUGGGUUGAUGAUAUUAAAAGAGUAGCCGGAACAAAUUAUAAAUAAGUUGCUCAGGAUAGAGACCGAUGGAAGGAGCUGGGAGAGGCCUAUGUCCAAACGUGGACGAUAGAAUGCUAAGAAGAAUAUUGAAGAAUAUUCUUUUCAUAAUGUUACAUUAACAACAUGUGACCUUAUUUCUCGCCAACUUAACCAGAAUUUAAUCUAGGUCGCUUUCUUUAUGUGAAUAAACCGAGAAGUUGAUCAGAUAAUUGGCUUCUGUAUUGCAGCUGUAUGAGAGAUGUUUUACAAGGUUUUUGCGUGGUCGGAAUUAUAGAUGAAAUUCCGAUUUUUGGAAGAUGAAAGAAAGGAGUGUUUGAUAUCUUAACACUGGACCCCCGUUAACUCCUCUGGGCGGAAUAAUCUGGUUUCAAAACUGAAUUCUUAUCAUCUUUAUCACCGCUACCUGUAAAAUCCAAACUUGAAUGAGUUUGUUGAUGAUUUUUUUCCACGUUUUAAAAUCUAGAGAUUGGUUGGUCCAAGGAACCUGGGAAAAAGGAAAAUACUCGGGCAGUUCCUAAUGUACUCUUCCAAGGAAGCUUUUUCUGGAUUUAUCCAGAAGUUUUGUAUCUUUACUGCCCAACGACCUUCAGAUUGCUACAGGCAUACGCAAGCCAUGUGGUGUCUAAUUUCAUGAAACAUCCUUUCCAACAGUACUGUUUGUGCUCACGGUCUAGUACUCAUUUAUGUAGAUCAGAAAAAUAAACCUUAAGGCCGGCCAUUGGUAAUGUUAUAAGUAUAGCCGAUCCCAUCACCUUUAUAAAGUACACCACUCAUAAUCUAGAGCAUAUAUGUAUACCGAAAAAUGCUUAACCUACUAACAAUAUAUGUCGCUAGUUCCAGCCAUAUUUUUGUUAUCCUACCUGUUGUGUAUUGUUUAUAAAAAAAUGUGAAAGUUUUGCUUUUUUCUCAAUAAAUAUAAGAGCGUUUAUAUCUAAAUUACUUAAGUAUUUAAAUGAAUUUCAUGAUAAAAUUCCGUUUAGCACUACAGUAGAAGUAAUGGAAGGAUAUAACGUUAAAAAAAUGUGAAUUAAUAAAGUACUUUUUGCGUGGUGUACUUUUAAAAUAAAUUUCUGAAAUUAAUAGAAACUGGCAUGUGAAACGUAAAUAUUCGACAUAUAAUACGAAUACAGUAUAGGAAUCUGUAAGAAUCUAAGCUCUGUUAAUGUAGCCAUUAUGUAUAAGAUGGCGCUACGAAAAAUAUUAUAUACAUGUGCAAAAUUCAGGAGCGGUAUGGCCCGUUUGAAACUUUCCUUUGGAAAUUUCGGUACUGUAUUGAGAGUAAUACCGUUUUGAGGGAUGCGGGUGGUUCAUUAUUGCGUACUUGGAAUAAUAUCAGGGCCCCGUAACCGGGCGUGCAACGCGUGCGGCGCACGCGUGCGUAACCCCAAUGGGCGCCAAACCGAAGGAUUGGUAAAUAAGAAAUAUUUAUUUUAAAUGAGAUAAUCAUUUUUUAUAUACAAUUUUAUUUAUUUCAUGAACAGCUAGAGAAAUCUCAAAAAUCAAAUAUUGUGUUAUUACUGAAAAAAUGAUUAUUAUUCCCGUCCUGAAAUGUUGAACGUACUCCGUCUAAAAUAUAUUACAUUUUAUUGUCCCUUCCUAAUUUUUUUCUUUGAAGUAUGUAGAUAGAUUGAAUUACGCUUGCCAUAUGAAAAUCAAACAUCAAAUCACACUCCUUGACGACUAGAAACAUAAAUUAGUACCCAUAACGCAACUUAGCAGUUUUACUCCUAUAAAGUGAAUCUUUUACUCUAAUGAUAAUUACCCUUAAGUAAACACAUACUCUAUGAAUUAUGAUUAUGUAUUUAACUUGGGUAUUACCUUUUCCCUUUUCCCGUAAAAUUAAUAAUGUAUUAAUAAUAAUUAAAAUUAAUAAUUAAUAAAAUUAAUAUGAAACCAUAUGGUUGCUAGUUAUGCAGACACCCUAUAUAAAAUUUGUUUGAAAACUUUGAUAUAACAAAAUAUUAUUGUUUAUUUACUUGAAUGUAUAUUUUUAAUUUAAUACACAGGGUGCUUCAUUCAUGUUGCAAAAAAAUUUAAGGGGAAAGACGCAAAAUGUCGCCUCUCAAAAUUUUCCUGUGUUUUAAAUGUGUUCAUUUUUUUCGAAUACUGAGAAAACUAAUAAGUAUUUUUAAAAAAAAUUAAA